AUGCACCCUGGAUUCCCUGCGGCCCCUGGGCUCUCUGAACCAGGGCCCCGAGAGUUGUGCGCUUUUGUGAGCGGGGCUUCAGCCCACAUCCUGCGAGCCCUGCAGCCCAGGCGUACCCGGCCCCCCAAGCGCAAGCCCAACCACCGGAGGUUUCUACACAACCAGAUCUGCAGGCAGUUUGCCAAGAUUGAAGCCGCCACCCAGCACCUGGCCCUGUCCAUCCUGUCUCAAAAAGCACCUCCCCAGAGACCACCACCCAGAAGACCACCUCCACCGCCUCCAUCCCCCUUCCUGGGGGUGGCCUGUGCUGAGACCCCUGUGGAAGUGCCCCACGACGACGGCCCCAGCCUAAGUCUAGCUGCUCUGGACACCUCGACCCUUGAUCUCUUUGAUGACAUUCUGCUCACUCCUGCAUGUCCCCUGGUGGCUACCGAAGACUUCUGCCAGACACCCUACAAGGCAUCUGAAGUCAUCUCUCAUGCUCCAGGCCCAGGAAACCAGAGAGACCCAACCCCAGUGCAGGCUCCAAGGUUCUCCAGUCCUCUGGCCCCUCCCCAGAAUGCCCACGGGGGAAGUCUGGAGCCUACAGCUCUAGGCUGGGGUUGGGUGGACAGUCAGGAGGCACCUUGUGCCUGGGAUCCUACAGGAAUUCUGGAUGACUGGGGGACCCUUUGA
This is a messenger RNA of Chionomys nivalis (European snow vole), 675 nucleotides long. RefSeq names its product chromosome 2 C19orf85 homolog (gene C2H19orf85). The record is from RefSeq and is a predicted model, not a curated record. Bases 1 to 675 code for a protein of 224 amino acids. The transcript has 2 exons. Lineage: Eukaryota; Metazoa; Chordata; Mammalia; Rodentia; Cricetidae.